AUGGAGAACCUCUUCUACGGCUAUGCCAGUGGGCUCAAGAUGUUUGACCUGAAGGGGAUGAAGAGUCGAAGGUCGAAGCCGGUCGUGACGUCCGAGGAGGACCAUAAGACACUUUUUGAUGGGGAGUGGAUCGACAUGCAGCGUGAAAAGACCAUAUUGGUUGACCCGCGCUCGAAGAAGAUGCUGAGAGAGGCGAUACGGAGAGAUACCGAGUUUUUGACUAAGGGUAAUAUCAUGGACUAUUCGCUCCUUGUGGGGAUUGGGGAAGGGCCGGAGCGGCUCUUGGUCGUUGGCUUGGUGGAUACCAUUGGUCUCUAUACGUUCGCCAAGACAAUCGAAAGCAAGGCGAAGCAAAACCUACCCGGCCGGGAGAAGGGAGAGGUUACGGUGAUCCCGCCCAAGGAGUAUGAAGAAAGGUUUGUUAGAGCGGUGGAUGGGUAUUUUGUGCGCUGUCCGGAUAGGUCGACAACUCUGGAUGAUUCGGUAGAAGGGGAGCUAGGAACAGUGCUGUAA
Molecule: messenger RNA, 513 nt
Organism: Desarmillaria tabescens
Lineage: Eukaryota; Fungi; Basidiomycota; Agaricomycetes; Agaricales; Physalacriaceae
Exons: 3
Coding region: 1-513 (170 amino acids)
Biological process (GO): phosphatidylinositol phosphate biosynthetic process
Cellular component (GO): endosome membrane; fungal-type vacuole membrane
Molecular function (GO): 1-phosphatidylinositol-3-phosphate 5-kinase activity
Source: RefSeq, a predicted model, not a curated record